GUGACCGGUUUGUCUUCAGCUAUGCGUCCUGUCCAUUGCAGGACGAAAACAUGGAAAACUGGUCGAGAUCUGCUAAGAUCACUUACAGGCGCUGGACCAAUUCUGAGCCAGGAGAUGGGGGAGAGUUUGUGGGUCACACUGAUGAAGACCAGGCCACGGACAAUGAGAUCUGCACCAUCGCCUCAGCACAAGUUGACUCAGGGAGCAGAAAGUCCACCAACAGUUCCGGAAAUAACAGAACGGCGGAAACGUUUUCAGUGGACGAUGCACUGGAAGUGGUCGGAUUUGGAGUUUUUCAGUGGAAGAUCUCGUUCGUUACGGGACUCGCAUGGGUGGGAGAUUCCAUGGAGAUGAUGAUCCUCAGCAUCCUGGGGCCCGAGCUGCACUGUGACUGGAGUCUCCCCAGCUAUCAAGUGGCGCUCAUAACAUCAGUUGUCUUUAUUGGGAUGGGGAUCAGUUCACUCGUUUGGGGUAAUGUGGCUGACAAGUACGGAAGAAAAGUAGGUCUGGUCAUGUCCAUGUGCUGGGCUCUGUACUACGGCCUGCUCAGCGCCUUCAGCCCAGUCUACGGCUGGCUGCUGGCCCUUCGAGGCUUCGUAGGCUUUGGCAUUGGAGGAACACCUCAAUCAGUGACUCUGUACUCUGAAUUCCUUCCCGUGAAAGCAAGAGGCAUGUCCAUUAUGUUGAUGGCGGUUUUCUGGGUCCUUGGCACCGUGUCCGAGGUCCUCCUAGCCCUGUGGGUAAUGCCCACUCUGGGUUGGAGGUGGUUACUUGGUCUCUCAGCCAUUCCUGUGGGAAUUUUUGUUUCUUUCUCCUUUUGGUUGCCUGAAAGUCCUCGUUUUGAUGUCCUGUCAGGGAGAAGAGAAAAGGCAAUAGCAACUUUGACUCGCAUCGCCCGUGAGAAUGGCAAAGAAUUACCUCAGGGAACACUCAUCGAAUAUAAACAGAACGAACGUGGACAGUACAAAGAUCUUUUUUCUCCACAGUACUGGAAGAUGACUCUUCUUCUAUGGUUUAUAUGGUUUUCUUUUGCCUUCUCUUAUUUUGGGAUUGUCCUGCUGACCACUGAACUGUUCCAAACAGGGUCAUGCGGAAUAACCCAGGGAAGCAGCAUUGAACCGAGGUGCAGCUUAGAAUGUAAAUAUUUGACAUCCGCUGACUACAAGGAUCUCUUAUGGACAACGUUGGCAGAGUUCCCAGGCCUUUUAAUAAUCCUGUUUGCAGUUGAUUACCUUGGCAGAAAGAAAAGCAUGGCGAUUUGUUUUGUCAUGUUUUCUUUGUGCAUUCUGCCCUUGUAUGCUUGCAUUGGGAGGAUAGCUCUGACAAUAUUCAUCUUCAUUGCAAGAGCCUUCAUCUCUGGAGGAUACCAAGUUGUUUUUGUUUACACACCAGAGGUUUUUCCUACAGAAAUCAGAGCCUUGGGCAUGGGGACUUGCAGUGCUGUUGCAAGAAUUGGUGCCCUGAUUACACCAUUUGUGGCUCAGGUGCUGCUCAGGACGUCAAUGUACCUGACCCUUUCAGUGUACUGUGGCUUCAGUCUGCUUGCUGCCCUUGCAUCCAUAUUUCUGCCUAUUGAGACUCUGGGCAGGAGUCUGCAGGAGUCCAGCCUUGACUCAGACAGAUAAACAACAUAACCAGAGAGUCAAAUAGCUCAACACACUCCAUGGACCAAUGACAGGUCAACCAGGAAGAAAGUAACCUUUUGUGCCGUCUAAGCCUUCUGGGAAUACAUUUGCUUUUGCAACAAUGAACUGAAUUAUCAGAAUGAUGACUGGAGAAGGUUACAGGGCAAUCUUAUUAUAAACAGGGGGGAAAUAAAUGAAGGGUUGCUGUCUGUCUAACAAUAGGAGAAGGAUGCUAUUGUUAGCAAUAGUAUCCUUUUGCUAUUGCUAAAGAAAAACUUAUUUGAAAAGAAUAGUUUUUACCCAUUCAGCUCCAUCUGGCACUGAGACUGUGUCCUUAAGAAAUAUAAAGAGAAGUACAUUAUCUUCGAUUUCAACCAAAUACUUAAUUUAAUCUUAGUGACCUUGGACAUUUUUUGGAUCAUUUAUAAGGUGAUGCUGCUUAACUUCUUAGACUCAGAAAAACAAGAGAUUACUUUGAGCCGAAUGGAAAGAUCAAUCAUUUUCAAAAUCAAUUUGUGAUAGUUUUUCUCCUGUUUGUCUGUUUUACUUCACUGCAUAUAGGGGGGAAACAUCUUAGUGAAAUAAAACCUGAUAGACUGGGGGAGAGGAGGAGAUAUGUAUGAUAAUGGAUUCUAAUUUCAAAUCUUUUGAGAACUGGAAAUAUGACUGUAUCAUGUUCAAUUUAAAAACCUAUAGGAAUUUUUAAUUUUAUGUGAUGGACUAACACAAAAUGGUCCAUUUUGUUGAAGACAAAGGACAUCAUUUCACUGCGUUUUUGUGCAAUUUUACUAAUAAAAAAUGUAAACUGUA
Poeciliopsis prolifica (blackstripe livebearer) is the source of this 2435-nucleotide messenger RNA. Its product is annotated as synaptic vesicle 2-related protein-like. The transcript has 16 exons. Bases 51 to 1625 code for a protein of 524 amino acids. Gene Ontology annotation, molecular function: transmembrane transporter activity. The record is from RefSeq and is a predicted model, not a curated record. Gene Ontology annotation, cellular component: membrane. NCBI's taxonomy places the organism in Eukaryota, Metazoa, Chordata, Actinopteri, Cyprinodontiformes, Poeciliidae. Gene Ontology annotation, biological process: transmembrane transport.